AUGUUCGCUCUGGGAGUCCUCUCCGAGAUCGAAGGAGUCGAGGAAGUGAAGCUCGUUGGACUACCGCUAUGGUUCACUCGGUGUCUCUCGCUGCAGAUGGCUGACCAAGGAGGCACAGUGUCAGAACUGACAUGGCCUACCAAGACUGUCAAGCGACAGCAAGACGAAUAUCACAAGCCGAAGAAGGUAGAGACCACGUCACGCAAGUACUGGCAACCCAUGCUGAUUGAAGACAAUGCGCACAGCGCAACAAUAUUGAGCUUUCCCAGACUAGGAUUGAUCACUGUUUCCCAGCGCCAGAGGAGAUUUUCCGGAGAAAGUCUUACCAAUAUCGACUAA
Messenger RNA from Macroventuria anomochaeta, 339 nucleotides. RefSeq lists its product as uncharacterized. The transcript has a single exon. The coding region runs from base 1 to 339 and encodes 112 amino acids. The record is from RefSeq and is a predicted model, not a curated record. NCBI's taxonomy places the organism in Eukaryota, Fungi, Ascomycota, Dothideomycetes, Pleosporales, Didymellaceae.